CCAGCUUCACCUUUGGGCACACGACAUUGGCAAUCCCCACCAAACUGCAAGGUUUCACGAUUGUGGGCUUCCCCGUGACGACAUUCGGCAAACGCACCGAAGAGCACGAUUGGCGCUCCUAGGACGACGCGGAAGCGAUAACGACAGUUGGGCUGCUCGGUGACGUUGCAGGAACGACUAGGAGCACACCCGACGGGUUGCCCUUGUACAGGCAGGAUGAGUUCGCAUGAGCAUUCGUCACGGAGGACGUCCCUGACCACAGGAGACGCAAUGACUUCCCAGCGAAUCAGUGGUCCUCGGGCGCCACUUCCGCAACCACCAUCCUCGCCCUUGCCAGGUGGAACACAGGCAGGGCCGACAGGUGGAUCAUAUUUUAGCAAGGCAGGCACAACGGGAGGCGGCCUCGGGAGCUUACCAAGCCCCAAAGGAGGCACCGCUGCGCCUUUACUCCCACAGCUACCUGCGCUCGGCGAGUUGGACCCAAAAUCGAGAGAGCUGAUCGGACAGUACACAACGUCUUCCUCGGUGCCGCACAGCGCCGCGACGGAUCAACCCAGCAUCUAUGGCAUGGUGAAGAGCAGCGGGACAGGGCCGUCCGGCUCAGCCUCGCAGAGUGGAGGGUAUAUUCAAUCAGACGGGGUCAACCGAAGCAACAGUCCGCUGAUGGACGUAAACCACUUUUCCACGCGGAGUCCCACACCCGGUCGCGAUGCAUCAGCUGCAGUCAACGGGUUAGGGUCCAGCCAGUUUUCCACUCCGCCUCUGUCGCAACGAGGGACGUCGUACCAUACGCCGCUCACGAGCUCCUCGGCUGUCUUUUCCAGCCAAAUGCAGCAGCUCCCGCUGUUUGACUCGGCGCCCUCGGCGCAGCUGGAGGGCCACCCUUACUCUUCUGGGUCUGGUAGAGCGCCAAAUGCUACGAGCCAUACGCCAGCAAGGGCCCUCCCUGGGUUCUCGCCUGCCGCACCAGCUAGCACUGCCGCACCUGGCAACAACAACAUCGCCGCUUCCGCCACCUCACGCAUUAACGUCGUGUCUUACCGGCAUGCAUCCAUUAAGGCCCUCAUCGACCCCUCGCUCAGCGUGUCGGACGUUGUUCGACAGCUGUGCGCCAACUCCCACCUCGGGGUUCAAGAGCCAGCUGCGCUGUAUGCCCUGAGAGACGAGGAGAACGACGAGCUCAUCACGGACGAGAAUUUGCGCAAAAAGAUAGAGGAAAGCAAGCAUUUCAAGCUCUGCUCUUCACCCACGAUUGAGGCUGUCGAAAUGGUAGAAAAGCUGUCGGCCUACCGCAAGGACGACCGCGUUCUGAAGAUUGCCACGUACACGCUGCAGCGCUUGAUCCGCGAGGCGCCUUUUGCGAGCGAGUUCCUCAAUCGCGGGGGGUUGACCGAGUUGACCAACGCCAUCAUGUCGUUCCCACUGGAUGCGACCUCUGUGAUCCGCGCGCCAGUGCAGCCCGCCACCAUUGGAGUCAACACGCUGGCAUAUGCGCUCGUCUCGUGCCAAAACUUGAUGGAGACGUUCGACGACGGAUGGGAAGAGCUUGAUGGUGACUUUAUCAGUGCCAUCGUCCGGAUCCUCGCGCGCAUGGACCGCAUCAACGUCUGCAGGCCUGCAGCCGCCAUCCUGAAAAAGCUCGUUCUCAGCGGGCCGAGCGAUCCGAACGACGACGUAGGCACGCUGGGCGGCGCGAGCAGAGCAGGCGAUGCAGCUUCGAUUCGCUCGGGCAAGUCCACGAUCCGCCCUGGCUUGCUCUCAAGCGGCAUGGAGGGCAAUGUUGGCGUCGGAAGCAGUGGCGCAUCCGUGCGCGGGAACGACAAGACCGAGACGGGUCCGGACGGUAUGCCAAUCUUGCUUGGCAUCACCAAAUUCGGAUUCGAAGUCAUUUACCGCCACAUUUCCAUGGAACCUGCAUUGCUCAGCACACUCGUGCAGCGAUUGGGAAGCGCAGAUACAACGUUGUGCCUGUACAGUCUGAGCCUGUUGAACAGCCUGAUGCGCCACGUCUCCGAUGCCCGCUUUGACGAGUUCAUAUCUGAGCUUGAAUCGCUCGGCAUCGCAAAGGCAGUUAGUCGGCUCAUGUCGUCCAACCAGUCCGAUGAGCUCAUACCCGGCAUUCUUGAUUUCCAAGCCAACAUUGUUCGCAUCGCAAACCACCGCAUGCGCACGAAUGUCACGCCACAAAACAAACGCCACGUCUCUGCGCUUUCUUACGUCUGGCUGCAAGCGCGCAUCACGGAAGUGGCAGUCGAGCUGAACGCCUCUCCGACCAAUUGUGAAGGCGAGAACAGCAUCGUCAACCCGACAGGCAACCGCUUUUCGACGAGCCACGGCCUCAACAGCCGGUACAAAUGGAGGCGGCUUGGUUUCAGCAGCGAAGCCGUCGCAAAGGAGUUCGGCAAGAUGGGCUGGCUGGCACUAGAAAAUUGCGAAGCGUUCGUCCGCGCCGAUCCCGAGGUGUAUAGCAAGAUCAUUGCCGAACAGGUCAAUCGGCCUGAAGAGCGGCGCUGUCCGUUUGGUCGCGCAUCUAUAGAGGUGACCGAGAUUCUCGUCGAUCACUGGAACAUCGAGAACCCCGGCUACGCUUCCCUUUCGACUCUGCAGCCCUUUCUCCUAUUUUUCAAUCGCGUACAUAACUUCGCGCUGCGCUUCUUCCUCCGCAUGUGGACAGAGUCUGGUGCUGCGGUGUCCGACUUUAGUCGAGUCGCGGCGUUGGUGCGAAGCCAGGUAAAGGAGGCCCUGCGCGACGAGGGCUCCAAGACGUGGUUCGACCUCGAGCGCGCUUUUCUCGAGAGUGAGUACCGGACCGUCAGAGAAAGGCAGAUGAAAGAAUUGGAGGUGGAGGACGAGUAUGCCAGCAAGUCUUCCAUCCGACAUCUCAAGAGCAAGCUCUACCGUGAGAGCUACGAAUUUGUGCGGCAGCAGCGCAUUCAGUGCCUUCUUGAAGGUGCAUGGUUUUUGAACCCCGCAAUACAAGCUCGAGGCGUGCCAGCUACACUGCUCAAUGAGCCUCGCUCGCCUGGCGGAGCCAAUUUCGGCCGUCGGGGUCCCGGCGGUCUCGGCGGAGUAAAGUCAUGGCGCUUCUACCGACUCUCUCCAAACAAAAAGUACCUUCACUAUUGCGAAAGCGCAGAGCGCAUGCCCAUCCGCGGCGGCCUCGACGACCUUCCGGAACGCAUCGACCUUGCACAGGUGACCGACAUAUCGGUCUCGAACAUGGCCCAGCAGAUCCGCAAUGCGAACGACCCGAAUGGGCAAAGCCAAUUGGGAAGCGGUGGAGCCGGCCCCGAUAUCAAUUCGGCUAACCUGAUCUUUGGCCUCAUCCGUGCGCCAGACACUCUGAUUGCGGAGAUGGGCGCACUCUCCCAGAGCCAAUUUAGCGAAUGGGUUGAUGGUCUUAGCAUGAUGAGGGGCGAGGGAGGGGUGGUCAGCACAAAGGAUACAGCCGAUCUGAUCCAGGUGUUGACAGAGAUUGCAGUCCAGACAAAGCUACUGGAUCUGACAGGCGAGCAGAUCGAAGCGCCAAGCUCUCUGCCGCCCGUGCCGCCCCCAUAUUCGACCGACUUUUUCUUCGCUGAUCUUUAAAUGGCCAGAAGCAGAAACUCUCAUCUUUGUUCCAGAGGCGGUGGCGUGCCAGAUGUACAAUGUACGCAUAGCUGAAAGAUACCCUCGAUACAAAUCAUGUAUCUAGCCACAUAGUAUCACAGUACAGAC
Molecule: messenger RNA, 3717 nt
Organism: Tilletiaria anomala UBC 951
Lineage: Eukaryota; Fungi; Basidiomycota; Exobasidiomycetes; Georgefischeriales; Tilletiariaceae
Exons: 5
Coding region: 217-3588 (1123 amino acids)
Biological process (GO): actin filament organization; cell motility
Cellular component (GO): plasma membrane
Source: RefSeq, a predicted model, not a curated record